GAUUAUGUCACCCGCCGUGGCAGUUGCCGUCGUCGUCAAAGGAUGCCGCCCUUGUCUAUCGUCGGAGGGCCGUCGACCAACCGCCACGGCCAUGGCACGACAACGGUUUCCCGUAAAGCAAAACCCAAAAACCAAAGAGCAGCAAGUCUUGUUUCGAAUUAUUUUUUUUGCGCGCCGAUUUUUGGCCGUUUUUGCUAGUCGUGUGCUGAAUCAAAAGAAAAAAAAAGUUGUGAUAAACAAUUUACGGUAAAUGACAUCAAUGGCGGACCAUCGGCUGUUGGCACUCGUUCAAGUUGCCAAACAGCGAGGAACCUGCCUUCCGCUACGAAGAAACCGCUGCAAAAACAAGUUGCGACCAACGCACACAGUCUUGGUUAGGCUGUUGACGAGUACCUCAUGUCACGACACAUCCUUUUCCUCGCAGUGGCAGCGGCCCUCCAGGGCACUACGACAGCCUUUAUCAGAGGAAACCAAGAGUUUUCAUCAAACAACUGUCAAGGCAUGGCCAACAAGGUCGAUUGGAUCAUCCAGAACAAGAACAAAGACUGGAGCGCCGACAACUGCAAAAAUCUGGCAGCCACAGGCUGUACUGCCGAUCAAGCCGUUCUGACAAACUUUGGUGCAAACUCGACCUGGAUGCCUUGUAUUGAUCCCGAGGGAAAUAACCCAGAUAGAGUCAAUGGAGAUUUCUUUCCGGAGGGAGCAAAUGGUGGAACCUUUGCCAUCUUAACGGAAUAUGAUAACAGCAUCGGUGCUGAGCGCUGCAAAACCAUCAAAAACAAAGACUCGACAACGGACAACUGGGUCCGCACAGCCCGUCUCGCCGACGGCCAAUGCCGCGACGCAGGCCCCCAGCGAUACAUGCGUCUCUCCUGCCAAAAGGAUGGAUCCGUCUACAUCCGCGAUUACUGCAACUCCACCUGCGGGAAUUGCAAAUAUAACUCUAUGGUUGGGUACGCUGGGUCAUCCACAUGUGGCGAGAUUGGCGAUAAUUCUGGGGCGUCGUCGAUUGUCGGGGGAUACUGCGUAACAGCAUCCAAGGGCGGGUUUCCAAGCGAGAAGCCCAAACGUGGGUGGAAACCACCCAACCCUACCGGGCCUGACCAAUUUGUGACAGCUGCUGCUGUCCAGAGCAGUGCACUGAUGGGAACCUUGAUGGGAGCGAUGCUGCUGGCCAUCGUUUCCAUCAUAUAGAAAUUUCAACUUGUAUAGAUGUUUAGACGUUGGUUUUUUUUAGAUACAUGUUUUUGAUUAGUUGUUGUAGGAACCUCAUUAUACUGCAAGAUACUUGUAAACCCGUAUUGGAUACUGGUAAUGCGAGGAGACCCGUCACUUGAGAUCACC
This is a messenger RNA of Spizellomyces punctatus DAOM BR117, 1344 nucleotides long. RefSeq lists its product as uncharacterized. The record is from RefSeq and is a predicted model, not a curated record. The coding region runs from base 397 to 1194 and encodes 265 amino acids. Lineage: Eukaryota; Fungi; Chytridiomycota; Chytridiomycetes; Spizellomycetales; Spizellomycetaceae. The transcript is spliced from 3 exons.